Molecule: messenger RNA, 1496 nt
Organism: Asparagus officinalis (garden asparagus)
Lineage: Eukaryota; Viridiplantae; Streptophyta; Magnoliopsida; Asparagales; Asparagaceae
Product: putative protein phosphatase 2C 53
Exons: 4
Coding region: 89-1231 (380 amino acids)
Biological process (GO): protein dephosphorylation
Molecular function (GO): protein serine/threonine phosphatase activity; cation binding
Source: RefSeq, a predicted model, not a curated record
CAAAAGAAACAAAGGAAACAAAAAAAAAAAAAAGACGCACAAAUCAGAAAAUAGAAAAAAAAAAUCAAAAUCGUAACUUUUUUCUUCAAUGUCUUGCUCCGUUGCGAUCGCGGCGAGCUCGCCGGCGUCGACCUUCUCCCCUUCUCACCACCGCCUCCCUCUCACGUGCAAGACCAACUCCCCCGAAACCCUAACCCUAGCGUCCCCUUCCUCCCCGUCGCCCAUCAAAUCCCCCUUCAAGUCCUCUCGAUUCAACCGCGGCCCCAGCGUCCUCUUCAAGUCCUCGCCGUCUCCAACGCCGCCGUCCCCGUCGCCGUCGCCGAAUUGUUCGUCGGCGAACGGUUCGGGGCCGCCUUUAAAGCGGAAAAGGCCGGCGAGGAUCGAUAUCCCGAUGAUGGAUGCUUUGAACUUCGUGCCGAUUGGAUCGGAUGGUCGGAAGGAGGUUGAGAUGGAUGGCGCGAGGUGUUCAGUUUAUUGUAAGAGGGGGAGGAAGAGGUUGGAGAUGGAGGAUCGGUUCAAGGCUGACCUAGAUGUCGACGGAGAUCCCCAGUUGGCUUUCUUUGGCAUUUUUGAUGGCCAUGGAGGUACCCAAGCUGCAGAAUUCGCCUCCAAAAACAUGGGGAAGAACAUUAUAUCUGAAGUGAUGAGGGAAGAAGGGGACAUAGAAAAGGCAGUUGCCGAUGGAUAUGCGAAGACUGAUUCAGAGUUCUUGAAGCAAGAAGCUUUAAGUGGAUCUUGCUGUGUCACUGCUUUCGUAAAGAAGGGUGAUCUUGUUGUCUCCAAUGCUGGUGAUUGCCGAGCUGUUUUGAGUGUUUCAGGUGCUGCUGAGGCCCUCACUUCUGAUCACAGGCCAUCGAGAGAUGAUGAAAGAGAAAGAAUCGAGAGCCUCGGUGGCUUUGUUGAUUUUGCCAGAGGAUUGUGGAGAUUGCAAGGCACCCUAGCUGUUUCAAGAGGAAUUGGGGAUUCACAUCUAAAGCAAUGGGUUGUGCCAAACCCAGAAACAAGAAUCCUUACAAUUAAACCUGAAUUCGAGUUCUUAGUUCUUGCCUCUGAUGGAUUAUGGGAUAAGGUUAGCAACCAGGAGGCCGUAGAUACAGCUCGACCCUUGUGCAUAGAUUCUCAAAGUUCGUCGCUACUUUCUGCUUGCAAGAAACUUGCUGAUCUCUCUGCUAGUCGAGGCUCUAAUGAUGAUAUCAGUGUAAUGAUAAUUCAAUUGAAGCAUUUCGUUUGAAGGCGUAAAUCACGGCAUUCUCAGAAUAAAAUGAUGACAAAUAGUAUGAUUUUCAGAAUAAUAUAAAUUACUUCCCCGCAAGUGCUUUUUUUUGUUGAACUUGCGGUUCGUUCAUAAAUAGAUUUUCUCAGCUCUUUUUCACAGAUUUUGUUUAGGGAUGAUACUAUUUACUGACUUCUCCUAUCAAGCAGACAGUGUUUAGUCUAUAAGCUGCUUUUGGCUGUAAUACUUUCUCAUUUUGAUUAAUAAGAGAAAUUCAUAUAAA